Molecule: messenger RNA, 3497 nt
Organism: Dicentrarchus labrax (European seabass)
Lineage: Eukaryota; Metazoa; Chordata; Actinopteri; Moronidae
Product: protein-glutamine gamma-glutamyltransferase E-like
Exons: 15
Coding region: 819-2906 (695 amino acids)
Biological process (GO): peptide cross-linking
Molecular function (GO): protein-glutamine gamma-glutamyltransferase activity
Source: RefSeq, a predicted model, not a curated record
AUUUAGGAGGAUCUAUCGUCAGAAAUGGAAUAUAAUAUUCAUAAGUAUGUUUCAAUUAGUAUAUAAUCAGGUUACCUUCUAUGGAGUCCACGAGGUUGAACCUCCUAUGCGCUUGGAAUAGGAGGGUGAAAGAGUAAACUACACUGAAUAUUUAUGUAUUUAUUAAUAUCAAUAUUGCAAUUUUUGAAGGAUUCACCUUUUAUUAUUAUUUAUUCAUUACACUUGUCAUAUACUGUAGCAUACAUAUAUUUCUCCUUUAUUUAUUGUAUUAUAAUGCACAUACUUAAGACUCCUAUUAUAUCUGUUUUAUAUUUUUAUAUUUUCUAUAUAUUUUGGUUAUAGAUAUUGUAAUAUAACAUAUUUUAAUGUUAUUUUUAUUAUUUCUAUUUGUUUAAUGUCUUUUGAGCACCUUAAAUAACUAACGAAUAAAGUAUUUCUGAUUCUGAGUGUUUUCAGUGUAAAAAAGGGAAUUUAGCUGCAUGUGGCAGACAGUUGAAUGUGAUGCUGACAGACAACAUUAUCAUCCUUUGGGACAUUAGUGAAUACUGUUCAUGCGUGCUAGUGAUCCAUGAGUCUGAUGGCGCCUGCAGCAAAAAGAAUUCAUGUGAUAAAAUCUUUUGUGAAACAAUCACUCCUCCUGUGCUAGUAGGCCUUUCUAUUCUUAAUUGAUACUCCACUGGCUUACGUUAAGGAAGUAGAUGUCCUAUCAUUGAGGGUUUAAAAGGCAGGAGCCUGCCCAGCUGGUCACUUCAGUGCUGAACUGUUGCUUCUUCAAGCUGCUGCAGAAAGAAGAACGACUCACUGCAAACACUGACAAGAUGGCAACAAGGAUUAAGAACGUGGACUUCCACUGCCAGUCUAACAACACUGCCCAUCACACCGAUGAAAUUACAACAAAGCAGCUGAUUGUGAGGCGGGGCCAGUCCUUCGUCCUGACCCUGGAACUGACGCGACCUUUCAAUGCCUAUGACCCACUCACCCUUACUGUGGAAACAGGUCCUUCUCCAUCAGAAAGAUGUGGGACCAGGUCUGAGUUUGGUAACCCAUCUCCCAUGUAUACCAGUGAUGUGAAGGCGAUAUGGAAGUACAAAAUUGACCAGCACGCCAACCUGCAGAGGGGCAUUGUGACCCUGUGCGUGACCCCGCCAGUCGACGCGCCUGUGGGGAAGUACUCGCUGUCUGCAACGGUCGACUGUGAAUCAAACACUCUGGGAACUCUGGUGGUGCUCUUCAACCCCUGGUGCUCAGAUGACUGGGUGUAUCUUCCUGAUGAGAGGGAGAGACAAGAAUAUGUGAUGAAUGAAGAUGGAUAUAUUUGGAAAGGAACGUCAGAUGGCAUCUGUUCCAGCCCCUGGAUAUUUGGACAGUUUGAGGAGGACAUGGUGGACAUUUGUCUCAAGAUGUUGGAUGUCAACCCAAAAUACUUAAGAGACCCAGCUGCUGACGUCUCUGCUCGCUGUAACCCCAUCUAUGUUAGCCGUGUGGUCAGCGCAAUGAUAAACUCUAACGGUGAUCACGGCGUGUUAGAGGGACGCUGGAAUGAACCCUAUAGUGAUGGAAUACCCCCCACCCACUGGAACGGCAGCGUUAAGAUCCUCCGGAUCUGGUAUGGCAGUUACUGCAAAGGAGUCAAGUAUGGACAGUGCUGGGUGUUUGCUGGUGUGAUGUGCACAGUGAUGCGGUUCCUGGGUAUCCCAUGUCGCGUUGUCACAAACUUCCAGUCAGCUCAUGACACAAACAACAGCCUCACUAUUGAUGAGUUUUAUGAUGAACAUGGACUAACAUCCAAGACAGGCGCAGACUCUGUCUGGAACUUCCAUGUGUGGGUGGAGGGAUGGAUGAAACGACCAGACCUCAUGAAAGGAGACAGCUAUGACGGUUGGCAAGUCUUGGAUCCCACUCCACAGGAAAAGAGCGAAGGGGUAUUCUGCUGUGGUCCAGCCCCAGUCAAAGCCAUCUGCCAGGGCGAGGCCAACCUGAAGUAUGACGUGCCAUUUGUCUUUGCAGAGGUCAACGCUGACAUUGUCCGGUGGAUGAUGGGUAGGAAUGGUAAAAAGAGGAAAAUGCAUUCAGACACCAGGACAGUGGGGAAGUACAUCUCCACCAAGGCUGUUGGCUACACUAAUGCAAGAAAUGAUAUCACAGACAGCUACAAACCCAGAGAAGGCAGUGCAAAUGAGAGGGCAGUCUUCAGACGUGCUCUAAACAGAGUGAACUCCGGAGAUGGUCAAGGGGAUGAGAGCAGAGAGGAGCCACUGAAGGUGGAGAUGAAAUUCAAACAGGAGCACAAGACGCAGAGUGGUGAGGACAUUCACCUGAAGCUGAAGCUGAGCAACAAAGAUAGUACCUAUCGGAUAAUGUCAAUCCGUGUCAAUGCCCAGGCCAUGAAUUACAAUGGCACACCAGUACACAACAUGUAUAGCACCAUCCAAGAGAAGAUGCUACAGUCUGGACAAGAUGAGAUACUUCCCAUUCAGAUCCCAUUCUCAGUCUACGGUAAAUACAUGCGGGGCUGUGACAGUGUGAAGGUUUCAGCCGUGGCCACCGACAGUAAGCAGGACGAUGACAUCUAUGAGACUGAGAUUGACAUCGUCCUGGUGUGCCCUCCCGUCACUAUAGAGGUUUUGGGUGAGGCCCGUCUGUACCGGGAAAUGAAUAUGGUGGUGAAAUUUAAAAACCCACUCAACGAGACCCUGAGAAACUGCUCCCUGACUAUCUGCGGAUCAGGUCUUUUCAAAGACGACUGUGUAAAAGGCACGCUUACAGAGUUGGAGCCAAAAAAGACAAUGCAGAUUGCUAUCUCAACGUUCCCCUACAAAGCCGGACAGAAGACUGUGGUGGCAGACUUCGACUGCAGCGCCUUCAGGGACAUAACGGGCACCUGCCUUGUUGAUGUCAAAGUCUGAAGCUCUGCUUAAACUCACAACUUCCAGCACGUCUUGUGUAGUCUCUGAUUAAGGCUAUAUAAUAUUCAUUAUAUGACUUAUUUGUGCUGUGCUAUAAGGGUUUUUUUCCACAUAUAUACAAGUGUGUAGUUUGUUCUGAGUGAUUAGUUGCAGUUAGUUGAUUAGUUGCAGCAAUUGUCAUAAUUAAUCAUUUAUGCAUCAAUCAAAAAUUUCAAGCUUUGUUCAAGCUUAUCAAAUAUAAGUAAUAAUAGCAUUAUUUACUAUUUUCUGACAUUUUAUAGACAGCAGGAGUUACAAGGGACUUAAUUUAAUUGAUUAGUAAUUUAAUUUGACAUAAUUUCUUCAUGUGUGACACUUUUAAUUUAGAUGUAAUGAUUUUGAUGAACUGUGAUUAUUAUUACACAUUUAAAAACUACUUUGUAUUUUGUAUUUGUUUAGCAGUUGUAGGUCACAUUAAUUCUUGUAUUGAUUUACAAAGUCAAAACCAGACCAUGCAAUGCUGAUUUGAUAAUGCUUUAAGGGCAGUGAAACACCCAUAAAUAUCUGAUAGAUUCAGAACAUUUAAUUAAAAAAAGGUGCCAUAUGUAAGAA